AUGAAACCUCAAAAAAGUAUUAUAAAAGAACUCAAAACUUAUGAACACAAUCUCUUUAAAUAAAACAAAGAACACAAAAAACUUAACAUAAACGACUUUCCCAAUCUUUCUAGGAAGCCCAUUGAAUGGACAGAUUGUGAUUAAUUUAUCAAGCUCAGAUUAUUCAAAUGUGAUAAAAGAUUAGCAAUUAAAUUGUGUUAGCAGUACAAAAUUCAUAGAUCAGAUCAACAAUUUUUUGAUACCAUAUAAAAUGUAAAUAUUGAAAAUGAAGAAUAUAAGAAAAUUAAAAAUAGCACAUCAUUUUUAUUGAGGCAUAUAAGAUAAAAUCAAUUAAACAAGUAAAAACAUAGACUCGAAUUCUAAGAAUCAUAAUUUGACAGUAAGAUGUCUUCAAUUCUGGACAACUCCUUUUCGAAAUUCUAACAAUCUCUAGAUAAGCAUAUUGAAAUUGAUAAUACAUCUUAGCAUACAUAUAAUUUAAAACAAUUAACAAAAGACUAAUUGUUGAAAAAAUUAUAAUCAUUAAAUCAAAAUCUCAAACAAAACGUAUUGACUGAGAAUUUGUAAUCAAAUGAAUCCAUUCAAAAAGUCAGUCUGCCUGUAACAUUUACAUCUAUACAUCGAUCAUAAACAGAGAGGAAAUAUUCAAAAGCAUAUACUCCAUCAUCAGGUUUAUAAACUUAAAGAGAGACGAAAGCCAAUUUUACUAAGACCUUGGUAAAAUUGCAAUCAAAUUCAAAAAGCCACAGAUCACUCUAACAAAGUAAGAAAAUAAGAGAGGAUGAAUUCAAUUUAAAGCCUUCAUUCUCAAAAGAUUUACAUAGUUUAAAAAAUAUAGGUACUUUUACAGAGAUUAGAUAAACUAAAAAUAAAAGCAAAAGACAUAUGACAAAUUAUAGCAUAAUUAAACAUAUUAGCGGUUUUGGAUGA
Messenger RNA from Paramecium tetraurelia, 930 nucleotides. RefSeq lists its product as uncharacterized. The transcript has 4 exons. NCBI's taxonomy places the organism in Eukaryota, Ciliophora, Oligohymenophorea, Peniculida, Parameciidae. The record is from RefSeq and is a predicted model, not a curated record.